AUGGCCAGCUCAGAGCAAAUAGCUGCUCAAAUCCUAAACACAAAAUCGCUAGUUGUCUCGCAGAACUGGCUAAACACCUUCCUGGCAACCUCCAACUCUGCGCAGCGGAAUCUCCCCGCCUCCGCGCUCACCAAGACAGCUCUCUUCCGCGUCCUCGCCUCCGAUUUCCGGGAAUCCCUCUCUACGAGCCCAUCCUCCAUUCUCCCCGUUGACAUAUUCGACCCAACUGUACAAGAGAGGCGCCUACAAGGCCCAAUUCCGGUCCAGGUCGUUGACAUCGAAGACAUCGGAACAAGUCUAUGGAGCCAAGUCGAGGCGAUUGAGCGCGUUGAGCGGGGAGAAGCAAUUCGCGGCAGGGAGGUUGUGCGGACUAUCCCAAUGGGCGAUGACAACGAAAGCGCAGAUAAUGGGAAUGGUCGUACGAAUAAUUCAGCUGCCCUAAACGCGUCGGGGAGCAGUGGCUAUGGACCGCACCGGUUGAUUCUACAAGACGCGGCCGGCACUAAGACGGUUGCUAUCGAAAUGAAAUCUAUAGAGGGUAUAUCACUGGAAAAACUUUCCAUCGGUGCGAAGUUGGUUCUUCAAAAUGCGACGGUUGCCCGAGGUAUGGUCUUGCUAAACCCAGGAUGUGUCGCCUUGCUCGGUGGGAAGAUCGAUGCACUGGAUCGACCGUGGAAGGAAGAUAGGAAGAAACGGUUAUUGGAGCGAAUCUCCACUCUCCAAGGUACAUGA
Molecule: messenger RNA, 732 nt
Organism: Penicillium waksmanii
Lineage: Eukaryota; Fungi; Ascomycota; Eurotiomycetes; Eurotiales; Aspergillaceae
Product: OB fold domain-containing protein
Exons: 1
Coding region: 1-732 (243 amino acids)
Biological process (GO): resolution of meiotic recombination intermediates; double-strand break repair via homologous recombination
Cellular component (GO): nuclear body; RecQ family helicase-topoisomerase III complex
Source: RefSeq, a predicted model, not a curated record